Messenger RNA from Gadus macrocephalus (Pacific cod), 1336 nucleotides. RefSeq lists its product as uncharacterized. The transcript has 5 exons. Lineage: Eukaryota; Metazoa; Chordata; Actinopteri; Gadiformes; Gadidae. The record is from RefSeq and is a predicted model, not a curated record. The coding region runs from base 83 to 1129 and encodes 348 amino acids.
AGUCACAGUGAGUGACACAUGUAUAUAACCCACCUGCCUGCCUGUAGAAUGAAGUCGUCCUACUCAACCAAGUGGCGUCAGGAUGAUCUUUCCCUUGUGGCUCGCAGUGGCCGUAUGCUGCCUCACAUGGCUUCCAGGUUUGCUCGAUGCCAAAUCCUUAUUGGAUGUCAUCAACCAGGAGGAUGUGGUGGGUCCUCCGAUCAGCAUCGGCUCCGCACGGGCCAACGACUUCCUCACCCGCUCCCGACCCAAGCGCAACGUGGACCCCAGAUGGCACCGAGGCAACCCCGACUUCCAGUCCUUCUACCGCUACUACAGCAGCAUCGGACACACCGAGGGGCUCUAUGAGAUCGACAGGCUGAGGAUGCUCUACCAGCAGAUGCGGAGCCUGGAGCAGGUCUACGGGCCGGACGCCACCCACUACCAGAACAAGCUGGGCAUGCCCGUCGCCGCCCAGUGCGACCCGGCCACCGACAAGAAGUGCAAAUACCUCCCGCCUCCCCCCCCGGCCGUGAAGGGCCGGUUCCUGCCAGAGGAGCUCCCCGCCACCCCUCCCCCUGGCACCCCUCCCCCUCCCCCCCAGCCCCUGAUGUCCCAGGCGGACGUGCUGUACCUGUGCAACCCCAAGGACCCCCUCUGCAAGCCGCACAUCGUGUACCUCCCCACGGGCGCCAUACCGGUGCUCUGCGACCCCCGCUACCACCCCACCUGCAAGCUCCAGAAGACCCCUCCGCCGCCGCCGCCGCCGCCGGCCCCCAAGGCGUACGCCCCCCCGCCCCCGUCCAUGGUGAUCAUCAAGAAGUCGUCCCCGCCCGGCCCCCUCCGCUCCUUCAAGGGCAUGGAGUACGACUGCGACCCCUACUGGGACCCCGACUGCCUGAUCGACCACCCGCCCCGCCCCGUCCAGGGCAAGGUGGCGCUGGUCCCCCGGCCUCCCGCCUUACCCGUGGAGGUGGAGGAAGCCCCCGCGCCGCCCCCUCCACCACCCCCCCCCCCAAUGAAGAAGAUGGCCCCCCACCCGUACGCCCUCUUCUACCCCAACGCCUACAACCCCGUGGACGACCUGUACGACCAGGCCCGCUUCCACUACCCGCAGCCCGCCGACGAGCCCGUCGAAGACGGCCAGUAGGGCUCCGGCCAGCCCCACCUCCACAACCACCACCUCCACCACCUCCACCACCACCACCACCACCACCUUCCUGUUUAAACCAAAGACUUGUGAUUCGAAUAUACUGGCUCAAGACAUCAAGCAUGCCUGGCCUCUUUCCUGCCAAGUGUACAGUUAACAUCUGUGUUCAAAGGGCAGGUAGCCUGUUAAUAAAACCUGCACCUCUAA